Messenger RNA from Solea solea (common sole), 549 nucleotides. Its product is annotated as gastrin/cholecystokinin-like peptide. Gene Ontology annotation, molecular function: neuropeptide hormone activity. The record is from RefSeq and is a predicted model, not a curated record. Gene Ontology annotation, biological process: digestion. Gene Ontology annotation, cellular component: extracellular region; axon. NCBI's taxonomy places the organism in Eukaryota, Metazoa, Chordata, Actinopteri, Pleuronectiformes, Soleidae. The transcript has 3 exons. Bases 132 to 461 code for a protein of 109 amino acids.
AGGCUGUAUCCAUCACAAACCAAACUUUAGUUUAGAGUAUAAAAAGGGUGGAUCCGCUCACCAGAAGCACCAGAGGCACCACUUUUCUUUUCUUGGACUUCCUCUCCUCUCCUCUCCUCAUCUUCACAGACAUGUCAGGGAAGGUUCUUGUGAUGUUUGCACUGCUGGCUGCACUGGCUGUGUCUGGUGCAGACUCUGCGCCUGCAGAGUCUCAGGAGAGCAGCACACUACACCAGCUUCUGGCCCACAAGGAGAAGACGAGGGACUGGUCUCGCAGACAGGAUCUGGCACCUCAGACUCACUCUGCACGGAUGCAGAGACGGGCACACCUAUCUGAGGACGAACGAGAGAUCAUGACCAAGCAAAUAAUGCAAGCCAUUUCAGAGAUGAUAAAUACAGAGUGCUUGCCAGAUCGUGAUUACCAGGGCUGGGUGGACUUCGGACGCCGAGACGCAGAAUGAGACACAACAAAACAAGCGUGGACCUCACACUGGUUUAUGUUCAGCUUUUAUGGAAAUGCUUGCACUGUCCCUGCAACUUUUUAAAUAA